GUAUCUCUACCAAGAUAUAAAUAAGCAAGCCAUGGUGUUUGUGGAGCCCCAAAAGUCGGGAGGCUAUGAUGUGUAUGGCCUCCUCAAUCUAACUCAUGAAAUUGAGCCCAUUGUAAACCAAGGAGGGAUGGGACUGGAAUCAGUAGCUCACAGAAUAAAGAAGGUUGAAACAACUGACGGAACCAAGAGAACUAGUAUGAUCCAACCAACAGUAUACAAAGAAGACCCAGUAAGGAUUGAACCGAGAGAAUCGUCAUCUGGUUUUGUCAUUGAGACAUUACUGAUUAUCGAGAGUGAGCUCGCAAAGUACGUGCAGAGAACAGGCAAUGAAAUACAUGCGUAUGCAUCAUUCUUUACUGGAACGGUCAACAUGAUCCUGCAACAGCUGCAACCUCCUGGAAUGAUUUUAUUGACAGGCAUACAAACAAACAGUGAUGCACAGGCGGAGUAUCUUGUCUUCACCAAUGACAAUGUUGUGGAUAGCACCCGGACACUGAAGAAGUUGGCAAUACACGUAGCUUCAACAAGCGAAUUGCAGCAGCAGGACAUGAUUCUUUAUUUGAUAGGGCGAGACAUGAUUCAAGUGAAUUCCGAUGGUACAAGGCGUGUGUCUUUUGGUGCUGCGUUUACAGGAGGAGUUUGCACUCUACGAAAUGCUGUCCUUGUGACUGACAACGGGAACAAGUUUUCGGGGGUAAUAAGCGCUGCUCACGAAAUAGGACAUUUGUUAGGUUCGCCUCACGACGGGAGUGACACUUCAACAGCAUGCUCACCUAAUGACGGAUACUUAAUGAGUCCAAAGGCCCAAGGCGAGAUCCGGCCACGAUUCUCGCAGUGUAGCAUGGAUGCCAUCUCCAACUUUGUGACGGGCUAUGCUCAGUGCCUGUUCAAAGAAAAUGUCCCUACAGCCACUGCGAAUACUCCUGAGGUUGCCACCAAUACGGAGGUUGGCGCCACCGAUCAAGAAAAGAUCUUUGAAAAGAAGUCAAAUAAGAAGUGUCGAAGGUACCUUCUGAAAGACCAACAUCUCUUGACUGCUCAGCAAAUGGAUGGAAACAACACAAAAUGUAAUAUUCUCUGCACCGCUCGCUCAAACACAUCAAAUGAGGACGUCGUUUUUGCCGUGGUUGCACCAAACGGCACACCAUGCGACCAGUCGGACACUACUAAGUUAUGCAAGAAAGGACGAUGCGUAUAAUAUAGAAACAAAUAUAUUGAGACCCGUGUUCUGAAAAAAAUUCAGUGGACCUUAAGACAAUCUUUCACCACCCUAUGGAGCACGUAAUGGAGUCAAUCUGUCUGUAUUGUAACGUACAGACAUUGUAUCGAAUGUAUGCGUUUUGGUUUUCAUGCCUCUGAUUAGCAAGCUUGAAAUGCGCUUGGAAACAUAGUAGAAAAGCUUUAAGAACUUUCAAAAACUUGAAUAAAAAGUU
This is a messenger RNA of Dermacentor andersoni, 1433 nucleotides long. RefSeq names its product venom metalloproteinase antarease-like TserMP_B. The record is from RefSeq and is a predicted model, not a curated record. Gene Ontology annotation, biological process: membrane protein ectodomain proteolysis. NCBI's taxonomy places the organism in Eukaryota, Metazoa, Arthropoda, Arachnida, Ixodida, Ixodidae. Gene Ontology annotation, molecular function: metalloendopeptidase activity.